Zophobas morio is the source of this 1072-nucleotide messenger RNA. RefSeq names its product solute carrier family 25 member 45-like. The transcript is spliced from 5 exons. Gene Ontology annotation, biological process: mitochondrial L-ornithine transmembrane transport. Lineage: Eukaryota; Metazoa; Arthropoda; Insecta; Coleoptera; Tenebrionidae. Gene Ontology annotation, molecular function: high-affinity L-arginine transmembrane transporter activity. The record is from RefSeq and is a predicted model, not a curated record. Gene Ontology annotation, cellular component: mitochondrion. The coding region runs from base 48 to 1043 and encodes 331 amino acids.
GUUUAAGUGAAGCCACAAAAACUUAUCAAUGCGAUGAAUAAAGAAAAAUGAUCAUACAGAUAGAAGAUUUCAUAGCAGGGUGGAUUGCAGGGAUAUGUGGUCUUAUUGUUGGCCAUCCCCUAGACACAAUAAAAGUACGCCAACAAGCCUACGGAAGCAGUUUAAGAACAGCAAUCGGCAGAACUUACAGACAUGAGGGAUUCCGGGGCUACUUUAAAGGUAUGCUGUUUCCGCUGCUAACAGUGGGACCAUCGAAUGCGUUAAUGUUUGGAGUCUUCGGAACUACUCUGGCUUACCUGCAGCCCACACCGAGUGGCCAUCCUAAACACAGUUCUUUUCAUAAAGACGCAGGAAAGACCAAUAUAUUUCUUGCAGGAGUAGUUGGAGGGACAGCACAAACUAUAUUUAUUUGUCCCGUUGAAGUUGUGAAAACUGUUUUGCAGGCAAGAACUGAAGGAAAAGGAUCUUGGAGGAAGCACUACGAAGUACCGUAUCGAGGGACUUUUGAUGCCCUGAGAGGAAUUGUACGCGAUAUAGGGUUUACAGGAUUGUUUCGUGGUUUGGCUCCUCUGAUGAUUAGGGAUAUACCGACUAGUGGGCUGUAUGUCUUAACGUACGAUAUGUUGAUGUACUCUAAAUUUCAGUCGUACGAUAUUCCACACUUCGCGAGAGAAAUCUUUGCAGGAGGAUCUGCAGGUCAUUAUACUAUGCCCGAAUUUAGUCACCACGUGGCGUCACUUGUUAACCAUCUUGGAAUGUUUUUGAUCGGGUUUGUUAAUAGUACUAAUGUUUCUUUUUUAGGGAUAGCCUCGUGGUUGUUUGUAAUGCCAGUGGAUGUGGUAAAAACGCGAAUUCAAUCUGACGAUCCCCGGCACCCCUACUACAACGGCAUUAUCGAUUGUUUCAAAAAGUCCUACAAAAUGGACGGUUUCUCGAUAUUUUUUAGAGGAGCGCCUGCAACACUCAUGAGGACAUUUCCCGUAAACGCAGCCAUAUUUGUUACAUACCAGAAAGUAUUAAGUUGGUUUGAAGUCCACUACUAACUGUGUCGUGAAGUGAUUAAAGUGCCUUA